CGAGCAUAAUAUUAUGACUACUAACACAACUUUCAAAAACAAACUUAAAUCGUAUUGCUUAUAAACGAUCUUAACUUCACUACUUGUUUAAUUUGUUUUUCCUAUUCCAUUAUAAUCCCUACCUCAAGCCCAAAAGAAAAAAAAAAAAAGAAAAGAAAAGUAGUUACUCAAUGCGGUUAUAGUUGCAUGGAAUCUUGGGGCCCGAAAUCACAUUCCGUGUAACUACAGGUGGUUAAUUGGUUAUUAUUCAGUUGAAUAAACGUGGACUCGGUAUAUAAACUGACUAAACUACCCUCCCCUUCAUUUCAUCUUACUACUAUUUCCAUUUUCCCUCCAUACUUUCUCUUUCUCGUUCUCGGUUCUCCCAGCUGAUCGCUCAAUUUUCACUUACCAUUUUCUUCCAAAAAUAUCUUCUGAAUUCACUUCAAUUUCCACUCGAACUUUCUUCAUCGGUUAUCAAAAUGUCUAAAUAUCGAGAAGAUGAGGAGCCGUUACUUCCACGUUCUGCUAAGUCUGAUGAAGUUCCUCAGCCUAAGGAAGGUGAAGGUCCUCAGCCUAAGGAAGGUGAAGGUCCUCAGCCUAAGGAAGGUGAAGGUUCUCAGCCUAAGGAAGCAGUAGAAACAGUAAAUGAUGGGGAAAAUCAGCAACCAGAGGAUCCCCAAACAUAUAGGUUUACUUGGAAGAUAGAAAACUUCUCUAGGAUUAAUGUGAAAAAGCUCUACUCUCGUCCUUUUGCUGUUGGAGGCUAUAACUGGCGGAUUUUAAUUUUCCCCGAUGGCAACAAUGUCGAUGAUUUGUCUAUGUAUCUGGAUGCUGCCGAUUCAGCCACUUUACCUUAUGGGUGGAGCAGAUAUUCCCAGUUCAGUUUGUCAGUAGUUGAUCAAAUUCAGAACACAUACUCAAUCAGAAGAGAGACACAACACCUGUUCAAUGCUAGGGAUAGCGAUUGGGGUUUCACAUCCUUUAUGCCACUUGCUGAGCUAUAUGAUCAAAAAAGGGGGUAUCUUGUUGAUGGCAUGUGCAUCAUUCAAGCUGAGGUUUCUGUGGGGAAACUUGUUGGUUAUUUGUCUUAUUACUCAAAAAAAGAAACUGGUUUUGUUGGACUACAGAAUCAAGGAGCUACAUGUUAUAUGAACUCUCUGCUCCAGACUCUAUACCAUAUUCCUUACUUCAGGAAGGCUGUAUACCGCAUGCCUACAAUGGAGAAUGACAUGCCAUCUGCAAGCAUCCCCCUGGCGUUGCAAAGUUUGUUCUAUAAGCUCCAAUACAGUGACAACAGUGUAGCAACAAAGGAGUUGACAAAGUCAUUUGGGUGGAACUCAUAUGAUUCUUUCAUGCAGCAUGAUGUGCAAGAACUUAAUAGAGUUCUUUGUGAAAAGCUUGAGGAAAAGAUGAAGGGAACCGCUGUGGAGGGCACCAUACAAGAGUUAUUUGAAGGGUGCAUUAUGAACUACAUUGAGUGUAUCAAUGUGGACUACAAAUCUACGAGAGAGGAGUCAUUUUAUGAUCUUCAGCUUGAUGUCAAAGGUUGUUCUGAUGUUUAUGCUUCUUUUGAUAAAUAUGUUGAAGUUGAAUGUCUUGAUGGCGAUAACAAGUAUCAUGCAGAGCAACAUGGUUUGCAGGAUGCAAAAAAGGGUGCAUUGUUCAUUAAUUUCCCUCCCGUCCUGCAGCUUCAUUUAAAGCGCUUUGAAUAUGAUUCUACGCGACACGCGACAAAGAUAAAUGACCUAUAUGAGUUCCCGUUGCAACUUGAUCUGGACAGAGAGAAUGGUAAAUACUUGUCACCUGAGGCUGAUAAAAGUGUCAGAAACCUUUACAAACUUCACAGUGUAUUAGUCCAUACAGGUGGUACGCAUGGUGGACACUAUUAUGCUUUCAUACGGCCAACUCUUUCAGACCAGUGGUAUAAAUUUGAUGAUGCAAUAGUGACCAAAGAAGAUGCAAAAAGGGUACUGGAAGAGCAUGGUGUUGAAGAGGAGUUGCCACAAACAAAUGCUUACAUGCUGGUCUACAUACGAGAAAGUGACAAAGAGAAAAUAAUGUGUACUGUUGAUCAGAAGGACAUAGCUGAACACCUGAGGGCAAGGUCGAAAAGAGAACAAGAGGAUAAAGAGCAGAAGAAGAAGGAAAAAUCAGAGGCACACCUUUACACAAUUAUAAAGGUUGCUCAUGAUGAAGACCUGCGACGACAGAUUGGGAAAGAUAUAUAUUUUGAUUUGGUGGAUUUUGAGAAAGUUAAGAGCUUCCGCAUUCAAAAACAAACACUUUUUACUGUUUUCAAGGAGGAGAUCUCAAAAGAAUUUGGUGUGCCAGUGCAAUUUCAACGUUAUUGGCUCUGGGCAAAGCGUCAGAAUCAUACGUAUCGUCCCAAUCGGAUAUUGACACAUCUCGGAGAAUCUCAAACUGUUGGACAAUUGAAGGAAGUAUCCAAUAAGGUUCAGAACACAGUGCUAAAAUUGUUUCUGGAAGUAGAGUUGGGAAUGGAACUAAAUCCCCUCUCUCCACCGGGAAAGAGCAAAGAUGAUAUCCUACUUUUUUUCAAGCUUUAUGAUCCUGAGAAAGAAGAUAUGCGUUAUGUUGGAAGACUCUUUGUGAAGGGAAUCGGUAAGCCAAUUGAGAUCUUAGGCAAACUAAAUGAAAUGGCUGGCUAUGACCCAGAUCAAGAGAUUGAGCUGUAUGAGGAAAUAAAGUUUGAACCAGUUGUCAUGUGUGAUAACAUUGACGAGAAAACCACUUUUCAAUCAAGCCAGCUUGAGGAUGGUGAUAUAGUAUGCUUUCAAAAAUUUCUAACGGCUGAAAGUCGACAACAAUUCCGUUAUCCCGAUGUUCCUUCAUUCCUGGAGUAUGUUCACGAUCGCCUGGUCGUUCACUUCCGAUCUUUAGACACACCCAAGGAGGAGGGUUUCUGCUAUGAGAUGUCUAGGAUCAAUACAUAUGAUGAAGUUGUGGCAAGAGUAGCUCAACAACUCCGCUUAGAUGAUCCCUCCAAAAUUAGGCUCACAUCCCACAACUGCUACUCUCAGCAACCUAACCCUCAACCAAUAAAAUACCAAGGUGUAAACCUUAUAGAUAUGCUGCUGCACUACAAUCAGACUUCUGAUAUUCUGUACUAUGAAGUACUGGACAUUCCUUUACCAGAAUUGCAAUGUUUAAAAACCCUAAAAGUAGCUUUUCAUGAUGCUACCAAAGAUGAAGUGGUCAUUCACACGAUCAGACUACCAAAACAAAGCACUGUGGGUGAUGUAUUUAAGAAUCUAAUGAAAAAGGUUGAGUUAUCGCAUCCAGCUACAGAGCUAAGAUUACUAGAGGUAUUCAACCAUAAAAUUUACAAGAUAUUUCCGACUACAGAGAAGAUAGAAAACAUAAAUGACGAAUACUGGACACUACGGGCCGAAGAGAUACCUGAAGAAGAGAAAAAUCUUGGCCCACAUGAUUGUUUGAUUCAUGUAUACCACUUUAAUAAGGAGGCAUCACAAAGCCAAAUGCAAAUUCAACAUUUUGGGGAACCUUUUCUCUUGGUUAUCCGCGUGAAUGAGACAUUAGCUGAAGUUAAGGUGCGUGUAAAGAAGAAAUUGCAGGUCCCAGAUGAAGAGUUUGCUAAGUGGAAAUUCGCAUUCGUCUCGCUUAAUUGCCUUGAGUACCUUGAGGACUUGGAGAUCUUGUCCAGUCGCCUCCAGCGAAGGGGUGUCUGUCAUGCUUGGGAGCACUAUCUUGGAUUGGAGCAUGCUGAUGGUGCUCCUAAAAAGACUCAUGCAGCACAUAAGAAUCCCCGCUCAUAUGAGAAGCCUGUGAAAAUAUACAACUAGUAACACAGCAGAAAUGAAGAUUAAAUGCCACUACUAAUCAUUGCACUUGUCCCCAAGGCCAAAGCAUAUAAAGUCAGUAGCAGCAGGUGCCACUCGUUUGCUACAUACAUGUUGAGUCUGUACAGGUUUGAUUCUUGUUCCGGGAGCAUCUGUUUCUGAUAUGGUGGAUGUAUAGUGUGGUUCAGAUGCAGCAUCCAUGUGACAUAUCCAAUUGGUUAAUCUCAUUUGCGAACUAUUACUAACUCUCUGUUCACUGCUACUGCAAGUCACACAAAUGUGCAAAAUUUUAAACAAGCAAAUGUAUACAUCAUAUAUGGUGUUUUGAUUCCUUUCUGGCCUUAUUUGAUCUCCUUGGUUUGUAUCUGGGAUGAGAGUGACUACUAGCUAAAGCUGUCUGCUAUUUUUUUUUAUUUUUUUUGGUAUAGAUUUUGAGACAUUGCCUUCA
Molecule: messenger RNA, 4251 nt
Organism: Capsicum annuum
Lineage: Eukaryota; Viridiplantae; Streptophyta; Magnoliopsida; Solanales; Solanaceae
Product: ubiquitin C-terminal hydrolase 13
Exons: 32
Coding region: 462-3806 (1114 amino acids)
Biological process (GO): protein deubiquitination; regulation of protein stability
Cellular component (GO): cytosol; nucleus
Molecular function (GO): protein binding; cysteine-type deubiquitinase activity; cysteine-type endopeptidase activity
Source: RefSeq, a predicted model, not a curated record